CGCACAUUCCCUCCUCGGAGGCUCAUCAUCAAUCCUACGAUAUCUCCAUCAUGGGUCUCCUCACUUGUCUUCGCCUCAGGCGACGGAACCAGUGGGAGCCCAUGACGCUCAUUGACCACCUUCUCUCGUCACCUCUUACAUACCUCUCUUUUCUCUUCUAUCAGCUGGUCCUCCUUCUCCGUGGCCGCCCUUUCCAUCCACCCAGAGACAAACCCGCCAUCCGUGUUGUAUGCAUCUCAGACACGCAUGACCUCACCGUCGAUAUUCCCAGGGGCGAUGUCCUCAUCCACGCUGGCGACCUCACCAAUGCCGGCACCGUCGCCGACAUCCAGAAGCAGCUCAAUUGGCUCCGCUCGCAGCCGCAUCCCGUCAAGGUCGUCGUCGCAGGUAACCACGAUAGCUGGUUCGAUCCCAAGAGCCGACCCGAAGAGGAUGUUCGCUCUGGCGCCAAGCCUGACAUGGAUGGAUUGAUUUAUCUUGAGAGCGCAUUGACUGUGCAAAAGAUCAAGGGCCGCACUAUUUCCAUCUUUGGAGUCCCAGACAUUCCAAAUAUCGGCCCCAAGGAGUUUGCUUUUCAAUACACCGAUGAAGCUCAACCUUGGCUCAGCAAAGUUCCCCCUCAAACGGAUAUUCUCAUCACCCACUGUCCUCCAAAACAUCACCGUGACCUUGGUCUCGGCGACAGCCAUCUCCUCCGCGAGGUAUGGCGCGUAAAGCCCCGUCUUCACGUUUUUGGCCACGUCCACUGGGGCUAUGGUAAAGAGUCUGUCUACUUUGAUGAUCUCCAGGAGACAUAUGAGCGCCUCAUGUCACGUCCCCGCCGUGGUCUCAUCCGAGACUUUAUCCCCAACGAAGCAUGGCUUGAUAUCCUCCACCUUGUGAUUCACGGCAUUCACAGUGUAGCUUGGAAAUGGCUCAUGUCUGGACCCGGGAGCAACAAUGGCAGCCUGAUGGUCAACGCAGCUCAGAUGUAUGGAAGCUCGGGCAAGGUAAAGAACCGAGCCGUUGUUGUUGACAUUUGA
Molecule: messenger RNA, 1022 nt
Organism: Fusarium vanettenii 77-13-4
Lineage: Eukaryota; Fungi; Ascomycota; Sordariomycetes; Hypocreales; Nectriaceae
Exons: 3
Coding region: 51-1022 (323 amino acids)
Molecular function (GO): hydrolase activity
Source: RefSeq, a predicted model, not a curated record